Molecule: messenger RNA, 2670 nt
Organism: Drosophila busckii
Lineage: Eukaryota; Metazoa; Arthropoda; Insecta; Diptera; Drosophilidae
Gene: Abp1
Product: drebrin-like protein
Exons: 5
Coding region: 330-1895 (521 amino acids)
Biological process (GO): neuron projection morphogenesis; positive regulation of axon extension; regulation of actin filament polymerization
Cellular component (GO): actin filament; site of polarized growth; cortical actin cytoskeleton
Molecular function (GO): actin filament binding
Source: RefSeq, a predicted model, not a curated record
AAAACGUAAAAGUAUCGAUGCUUGGCACAAAAACCAUCGAUACAAUGAUACGAUAGCUGCACAUAUUAUUGCAAUGUUUAGCAACAUAGUGGCAACAUUUAAUUAAGCACUGGCAACAUAAAGCAAAAUUAAUUGUGCAUUUAAAUUAAACUCGACACAUUUGUAAAGUUAGAGUUGUGGGGCGUUGUGUGUUGUGCUUUCACCAAAUCGUAGGUGACGCGGGCACCACAAAAGGCGUCAAGUGAAAGCUUGCAAAGAGUUUGAUUCGAUUUCGCGGCUUUGUUCAAGGUCGUUGGCAGUGGCAGACUAAGCACAAACGCAGAGCAAACAUGGCCAUAAGCUUCGAGAAGCAUCGCGCGUCAAUAAUCGAUGCCUGGAAGGAUGUAUUGGAUGACAAAAGCGACACAAAUUGGUCGCUAUUUGGCUACGAAGGCCAGACAAAUGAACUGAAGGUAGUUGGCAAGGGGGAUGGCGGCGUUGAGGAGUUGCUCGAAGACCUGAAUAGCGGAAAAAUAAUGUACGCCUUUGUGCGCAUCGAAGAUCCAAAAACAGGCCUCAACAAGUAUCUGCUUAUAAACUGGCAGGGCGAAGGCGCACCUGUGCUACGCAAGGGCACCUGUGCUAAUCACAUACAUGAUGUGGGCAAGCUGCUCUCUGGCGCACACUUGACCAUGAAUGCCAGAAAUGAGGACGACAUUGAUUUGGAGCGUCUGCUGAAGAAGCUGAGCACUGUGAGCUCAGCGUAUAGCUUUAAGGAGCCGCGUGGCGCACAGGAGGAACAGAAGCUGCCAGUGGGCACCAACUACACACGUGUGAUACCCACAAAGGAUAUCAAUGCCAGCGUUAUGCAGGACUUUUGGAAAAAAGAGGAGGCCGAAGAGCAACGUCGCCUGGUGGCCGAAAAAGAAGUCAAGCGUCAGCAGCAGGAGAAUCAGGACAAAGAGCAGCGUGCGCGUGAGGAAAAGGAGCACAAGGAACGCGAAAAGCUGGUCAUCAGCACAACUAAGCUGCAGCCAGCGCAUGUGCCCAUCAAAACUUCACCACAGCCGCUUAGCCCGGAGAAGACUGCCGCUAGCUCUGCCAACAACUUGACUGAAGCGGAGCGUAUGCGACAAGCUCGCAACCAGGAGGCUCGCGAGCUAAUUGGCUCACGCGUCGGCGCAGCCAAGGCCAUGUUCACCAAGCAUACCAGCGAGGGACAGCUGCAGUCCAAGCUUAAUACACAGCCGCCAGCUAAGCCAGCACGUAAUUCCAUUGCCCAACGCAUCAAUGCCUUCAAUCAAAAUCAAACUGAGGAGACCCCAGCCGUGCCAUCGCCACCGCGUGCUGUUUCGCCUAAAGCGCCGCCAGCUGCUUUACCAGUCGUCGCCGAGCAGCCUGUGGCCGCUGAGGUGGUGUCUACUGUAGAGGAGGAUACGCAGCCUAUAGAGGAUUUGCCUUUGGCGCAUGAGAGCGAACAGUUCUCCACCAUUAAGCGCUCGCCACACAGCAAAACCAAUUCGGUGCAGUCGCAGUCGCCAGAUGAUACAUCCAGCUCCAAUGCUACAGACACAGCCGUGUACAAGGAGGAAGAGGAAGAAGUGCGCACCAAGGUGUCAGUCACAGUGCAACAAUCGCAGGCGGCCAAGGCGUCCGGCAUGAGCACGCUGGAGCGCAAUGCCCUGACUGAUUUGGUAAACGAGGACGACUUUAUCUGCCAGGACAGCCUUGGGGAUUUGGGACUGCGUGCGCGUGCCUUGUAUGACUAUCAGGCUGCUGAUGAGUCGGAGAUUACCUUCGAUCCGGGCGAUGUAAUCACACACAUUGACCAAAUCGAUGAGGGCUGGUGGCAGGGCCUUGGGCCCGAUGGAACCUAUGGACUGUUUCCGGCAAACUAUGUCGAGAUUAUUAACUAAAGCCAACUCAACCAAUGCACAAGCCAUAUCUAAUAUGGCAACUGCUUAGCAGCCACAGCAUUAACAACCUUUUGCUAAAAAUAUAUAAAUGUAUCUACAUGGCAUUUUUUGGAGCAUAUACCGGAACUACUUAACUAGAUCUUUAUAUUACUAAAAAAACAUUAUACUGCUGCCCCAGUAAUAUCUAUGAACAAUAAUGCAAUUUAUACUUGUAGUAUUUACCUAAUAUUUAAUAUUGAAUGUAUUAUUAUAACAACAUUUUUGGAUAGUAUUUUAGCCAUCUGAUUGUUACGUCCUUUUUUUCGAAAAAAUACUUUCACUAAUUCCCGUGCAGUCGGCGCUCGCUAAAGUGAAAAUGCAAAUUACAAUUUCCACUCAAGGCACUGUCAAGUUAAGCAAAAUGCAAAGACAAACUACAAAAUUUAGAAUAAAAUAAAUGUUAUGUUGAAAUAACCAGCAGUUACUUUAAGAUUGGAAAGUUUUGAUAGAAUUUUAAGUAAUUUAACGCUAUAAUUCAAUAUGUUUUAAAUUGUUUAGCGAGCGUCUACUGCACUUUACACCUCCCUACGUCAUACAGCACGAUUCGGUAAUCGUUAUUUUGUACGUGUAUUAUAUAUUGUGAACAAUAAUAUCUAUAUAUUUACUUUAUUAAUUAGUAACAUAAAUAAUUAUGCAUAGAAGUUGUUUUCUUUUUGUUGUGUGUGUGUUUGUUUUUCUCCAACUGGCAAUAGCUUCUGCGAUAGAUUAGCGCAACGUUGUAAACAUUUGUAUGAGA